UUAUCUAUUAUCUGACAUUAGUUUUGUUGUCUGAGAUAGGUUGACGUCUCCAUCUACUGCGACAUGUACGUCUACGGCUUGCUACUUCUUGGGUUGGUGGCGUUAACCCAAGGAUCCUGUAUGUUCGGGAAACCUAUCACAGAGAUCUCAAAAUAUGGAACAAUCACUCAGUACUGCAUGUACAAAGGAUUAAAGAUGCAGGUCGGAUCUCACAUUAAGACAGCUGACUGUAUCGAGUGUACCUGUGAUGCCAAUGGUCUCAGCUGUUGUGGAUUCGGCAUCAAGGCGGGCGUUAUCCAAGCCCCCCAGUGGAUGUAAGGCUGUCGGUGACGGCUGCAAGGUGCUGCUUGUAAAACUUGAUGACGAAACUAAAGAUUGCCUCUCCGGAGUUUCUCUUGUGAAACAGUAGACGAUCAAACGA
Haliotis rubra (blacklip abalone) is the source of this 421-nucleotide messenger RNA. Its product is annotated as beta-microseminoprotein-like. Lineage: Eukaryota; Metazoa; Mollusca; Gastropoda; Lepetellida; Haliotidae. The transcript has 3 exons. The record is from RefSeq and is a predicted model, not a curated record. The coding region runs from base 64 to 318 and encodes 84 amino acids.